AUGAGUGGUGGCAAAAUCGAAGCAGGAGAAAAACUGAUAAUGGUUGUGAAUAAGAACCAUGAUACUGCACUUCAUGAUGCAGUAAGAAAUGGUCAUGAGGAGAUAGUGAAUUUGUUGAUUACAAGAGAUCCGAAGUUAGCUCUUCUAACAAAUAAUGUGGGGGAGUCCCCACUCUUUAUCGCUGCGGAUAAGCGACAUGACCGAAUUGCUAAACCUAUCUUGAACGUGGCUCCAGAUUACUCCAUCGAGGAUAGGAACAAAAUGAAUGUCUUACAUGCAGCUCAAGAUAAUGAAGGUAACACUGCUUUGCACCUUGCCGUUUUGCGAGGACAUCAUGGUAAGAUCUUCAAAUCUAUGAUCGAAGAUGUUCGGGUAGACAAGGCAAUCGCAAACUCAGCUGGUCACACCGUUAUCGAUAUUCUUCUCAUGCAAGAACAAAAUAUCAUCUUCAAGUGGUGUAUCACGACGUUUGUUGCAAUCUAUGAAGGCCUAGAAAGAGGAAAUAAGGCAAGAAAAAAAGAACAGGGCGAGACACAACAAUCAGAGAGAAAAUUAGAGCCUGCGACGGCAAUUGACGAACAAGAUUUAGUAGGCGAAGAAUAUGCUAGAUUCAGAAAGCUUAAUUUCAACCAAGUUCAGCAAAUAGCGAGCACCAAUUUACCGGUAAUAACAAUCAUUGCAACAGUGUCGUUUGCAGCAGGUUUUAUUAUGCCUGGUGGGUACGUAGGUUAUGGCCCAAAUGCGGGAAUGCUGAUUCUAAGCCACAAGUUUGCUUUCAGGGUAUCUGCUAUAGCAAACGUUUUAGCCUUUAGCUUCUCCAACGUAUCCAUGAGUCUCCAUUUCUACAUUUCACUUAAACAGAAGCUUGAUGUCCUUGCUUUCUACACAAACUACACCACACUCUUGACAAGCUUGGCUAUUAUUCCAAUGGCCGUAGCUUUUGCUUCAGGCUCCUAUAUUUCAUUAUCCUUUACUCCCGCCUUCGCUAAAACAGUUCUUUCUUUUGGAUGUUCCGCCUAUGCGUUCCUUUAUUAUCUUUGGUUCUACUAA
Molecule: messenger RNA, 1050 nt
Organism: Gossypium arboreum
Lineage: Eukaryota; Viridiplantae; Streptophyta; Magnoliopsida; Malvales; Malvaceae
Product: ankyrin repeat-containing protein At5g02620-like
Exons: 4
Coding region: 1-1050 (349 amino acids)
Cellular component (GO): plasma membrane
Molecular function (GO): protein phosphatase 1 binding; protein phosphatase regulator activity
Source: RefSeq, a predicted model, not a curated record